CAUACACAUCGACAUGUGAUACUCGUUGGUGUGAUCUCUUUGUUUUGCUUAUACCCUUGACUGAAGCUUUUAUAUUGCCAAAUCGAAAUAUUUUUCGACGGGUUUUGUUACCGUCUACCCGUUUAUGUAUCAUCAUAUAAAAGGUAUUUAGUAGUGGAACACACGCCUAACAACCAAUCCUAUCUCCGUUCAUCUCCAGCGCGCAUUUUUAUAAUAAUCGUGUUUACUCUUGAGGAUUCAUAAAAUUUUUGCGAACCCACGGACAACCUUAAAGAGGAUUAUACGCUGGAUUAAGUGGAUUUUUCUUACGAAAAGGGUUUCUAUUACUAUAUGAGGUUUGGUUGGCUGGCAUAUAAAAAAUGCUGUUAGGAGCUGCUCUUUUCUUUACCAUCGUACCAUUUACCUUUGGAUUAGAAAAUCUCGGUUGUCCAGUUGAGUGGGUAGCUUACAAGUUGCAUUGCUACCAGUUCAAUCUAAUUCCACUGGUUGCAUAUGAAACCGCAUCAGCUAAAUGUCAGGAAAAUGGAGCCGAGCUGGUUCGUAUUGGGAACAUAGAUGAACAUAACUUCAUUAAAAGUCAGUGGGAAAUACUUUACACGGACAGCUCUGUCUCGUGGACGGGUGGUCAAAGAGAUCCAAUAGAAAACAUUAUAUUCAAAUGGCUUCCCGGGAACAUGCGUGUGCAAGAUAGCCUUGAUUAUUGGCUGAGUGAAGAUGAAAAGACAAAACCAGGAAAUCAACUUGUGUACAAGAAAAACGGUAAUGACUUUGGCUGGUCUGUGGCUAAAAAGAAUGAUGUGCACUCAUACAUUUGCGAAAUAAGUCAAGAUGAAACGUAUCGAAUAUUGGAAAAGGACACAGGAUUAGAUUAUGGUGUUGAAGUGAGAAAUAAAAACAACAUAAAAAGAGGUCCUAUAAUGAAAAUGGAGCCAAACAAUACCGUUUUUGUGUUGGACGUAGACGAGUCCGUCGUACUUGAAUGCUUGGCAACUGGAAAUCCGCAAGUAAAAUAUAAAUGGUACAAAGGAAGCCAAGAACUUUCGUCUACAGUCAACAAUCGGUACACAGUAACUAAUGGGCGACUCUCUAUUACUAAUCCGCAAGCUUCUGAUUCGGCAACUGACUAUAGGUGUGAAGCAUCGAAUGAAUUCGGUUCAAUUUAUAGUACCAACGCACAACUCACAGCAGGUUCCCUUGGAUAUUUCUCCAACAUUAAACCUGAAAAAGAACUUGCUACGGAUUUCAAUUAUAAAAUUCUUCAGUGUCCGAAAAUUCAAGGCAAACCCGGUUUACGAUACCAGUGGACCAAGGACAGUGUAACAAACUAUAUUAAGACAGAAAGGCAGCAAUAUAUGUUUAUCUCGAACAAUGGUCGUCUAUAUUUCUCAGAAAUAGGUGGUCCCGAUGCUGGAAAAUAUUACUGUAUGGUUACGUUGUCAGGAUCAGGUCAUUUGCAGUUGACCAGCGACCAAGCCCCAUCAAGAAUAAGCAAAGAGAUUGAACUUGAAGUAAAAACAGGAUCCUCGAAAGCAAAUUUCGGACCAGAAAUUUUGAAUGAAUUCAUUGCUGUUUUCCCGUCUUUACCAAUGAUUGGUGAUGAGAUACGAAUGGAAUGUUUUGCGUAUGGAACUUUCUCGAGUCCAUUCAUAUACAAAUGGGAAAAAAUUGAUGGGGAAAUUUCCUCCCGAGCUACACUUUCAGACCUCAACCGUGUUCUCACGAUCAAGAAUGCUCAACGACAAGACGAAGGAACCUACAACUGUAUCGUAAAUUCAAAUGCCCAUGGGUCAAAAUCGGACAGUAAAAAUUAUACGUUACAACUGCAAUCAAAACCAUAUUUCGUGAUAGAACUGAAGUCACAGUUGAUCGAACCAGGUGCAAGAUUUACGUGGCGAUGCAUGGCUGAAGGUCGACCAGCUGUAACUUAUUCUUGGUUGAAAGAUACUAAAAAACUCGUAUCUGGUGGAAACAUUCAAAUUAAUACAAAUAUGCUUACAAUAUUGAGAACUGACGAAAAAAGAGACAAUGGUAUGUACCAAUGUACUGCAGAAAAUUCAAACGGUAUUACAUACAGCACUGCGCAGCUAAAAAUUGCAAGUUUUGCCCCGAAGUUUAUUCAAUAUCAUCUUCCUAGUAGUACAUUGGCCGCGCGAACCGGUAAAGUAUCGUUGAGGUGCCAUCCCGAUGCCAUACCUAAGGCAACGAUAUCUUGGUCUAGGAAUGGUGCUGAUUUGGGACUGGAUAGCAGCCAGUCUACAGGAAGAAUUCAAAAAUUAUUAAAUGGCAAUUUGUUUAUCCAGGACAUUACACAAAGUGAUGCAGGAGAAUACAAGUGUACUGCAACAAACAAUCAAGGAGAAGCAUCGCAGUCAACCAAACUGAGAGUCGUCGAAAAUUUGGUAAUCAGCCGCCGACCAUCGAACAUAGAGGUGAUUGUGAAUGAAACAGCUUUCUUCUACUGCGGUGCCUCCUACAAUCCUGACUUCGAGAUCGUCUACAAGUGGUAUUUUAACGGAUAUCCAAUUAACGUAGAAAAAGAUGCUUUUUAUAGUGAAGGUACUGUUGAAAACCAACGUGGAUUAUAUAUACGUACAGCACAGUUAAAACACAAAGGAAAUUAUACGUGUCUAAUAGAAAGCCCCCUCGCUACUGACGCAGCUUCAGCUUUUCUAACGGUCAAAGCCCCUCCCAGCGAACCGGCUGGUGUUUAUGGUGAUGGAACUACAGAAGACAAAAUAACCAUACAUUGGUUGGCACCAAAUGAUAAUGGUUUUCCUAUUACACGAUAUAUAAUCGAGAGUUCAAAUAAAUUAAAUCCAGUAUGGAAAAUGGCAUCAAGAGAAAUCCCUUCGUCUGCCGUUGAAGUUCAGGACCGCUUAUUCAAGACUGUCGAAGUUUUAGGAUUGCAACCGAAUAAUCAAUACAAAUUCCGAGUUCGUGCUAUUAACAAACUUGGAGUUGGUCAACCGAGUUUGCCGUCAGCUGAUUACCGAACGUUAUCUUCUCCUCCCAAAAGAGCACCAAAUGAUGUGGGUGGAGGCGGCGGCAAAGUGGGUGAUUUGUCCAUCACUUGGGCUCCAUUACCCCCCGAGGAGCAAUGUGCUGAUGGUAUUGGCUAUGUGGUAUAUUGGCGUGUCAAAGGAAAUCCAAAUAGUAAAUGGUCAAAGCAUGUAAUGAAAGGACAAGCGAAGGAAUAUUAUGCUUUGGCUGGGCUGAAUUAUUACACACUCUACGAAGUCAAAGUGCAAGCGUUUAAUGAGAAAGGCUUGGGUCCUAAUUCCACUAUAUCAAGUAUUUAUUCAGCCGAAGACUUGCCUCGCGCUGUUCCCGUCGAUGUUUUUGCUGAUACUUAUAACGCAACAGCUCUUAUAAUAACAUGGACACCACCUGUAAAUGAUCGCCCAACUAUGAGAGGAAAAAUAUUAGGAUAUCAGAUAAAUUGGGAAAACAGAGAUGUUGAUGAUCCUAUACGCUACUCGCAAUCAUUCUAUGGUGAAAUCAGUGAAGCAAUCAUUAUUGGGCUCUUUCCAAAUGGAUACUAUUGGGUAACAGUUCAGGUGUUUAACACUGCUGGUCUUGGUCCUCUCAGUGAAAAAUAUCUUGGUUCAACAGGAAUGGAUGCGCCCUUAAAUUUCCCUACUGAAGUCACCGUUUACUCAAGAGACAGUUCAAGCGUUGAAGUAAAAUUCCGCGGAAUAGGAUUUGGUAUUGACGAAAGCCCUGUAACAGGUUAUAAGCUAUGUUACCGAUCUGUAAGAGAAGUCUGGGACUUGGAUAACUGCAAAGAUAUUGGCUUCGUUGAAGGUGGCGUUCUUGGCGAUCUGGAGAAAGACACUUUAUAUAAGCUGAGAGUUUUAGCUUGGAGUGGUGAUGGCGAUGGUAAAAAGAGUGAAGCUAUAUACUUCACACUUGGAGGCCAAGUUGUCUUCGAUCCAUCUUCAUACAGCUUGUUAGCAGAGUCAAAUAGAUUGAGUUCAUCGAUUAGUAUUCUAAUUUUGUGUUUUCUUUGUAUAAUUACAUGGAUUUAUUAAUGUUACCAUGAGAAUAGCCUUAAACGGCGCAGAGAUAAAGGCACUGACCCGUACCUUGAUGUUGAGGUUGAUUUCGCAACAAAAUGAAACACAGAAAGCAACAAAAACAAAUAACUAAACAAGCAAACUACCAACAAUACUUUUUCCACAAAGGGAAACGUCAUUUACAUAGGAAAAUAAUAAUAAUAAUAAUAAUAAUAAUAAUAAUAAUGUUUUCGUUCGAACCGAAUAACAUUUAUCCGAAUAAACCCAAUAAGAAAGAAGUCACACUUUGUAAAAAUAUAACAAUCUAAAUGGCACCAGGAGUUACCUUAUUCAUCUGUCUUAAUCAUUGAGCCUUAAUCAUCUAGGAUUACACAAUAUUUUUCAAACUUCGAGUGUAAUAUACCGUUUUCGAUUCAUCUGACAUCACUUAAACAUUUUUUUACUUUGGAGUAAUGUAAACUUCAACCCUCCCAUUCUGUCACUGCAAAUUCAAUAUUUUCAAGAUAUACAUUAACAUACAAUAUCUGAAUCGAUGCAUAAUAAUCCAAAGGAAUUAAUCUAUUAUGCAUAAUUUCAACAAAACUCUGAGGAGAUACAAAUUCCAAAAGCUGUUAAGCUGAUAUAUUCUUUGAGCAGAUUCAACACGUUUAUAUAUUUCUAUUUUUGAAACAAUACCUUAUGUAUAUUUUCUUAUUAUGAGAUCUAGGUUUUUGUUUUCUUUCAGUUUUGUAAAGAGAAAAUUACAACUGGGUCAAAAAGUAACUUUUUGUAUGAUAAAAUGCAAAGACACUAUAAAAAAUUUUGUAUUAAUUUUUUUGUAAUUUGUUUUAAAAUAAAAUAUGUAGAAAAGUA
This is a messenger RNA of Octopus sinensis (East Asian common octopus), 4868 nucleotides long. Its product is annotated as contactin-2. Gene Ontology annotation, molecular function: protein binding. Lineage: Eukaryota; Metazoa; Mollusca; Cephalopoda; Octopoda; Octopodidae. The record is from RefSeq and is a predicted model, not a curated record. Gene Ontology annotation, biological process: axon guidance; cell-cell adhesion. The transcript has 26 exons. Gene Ontology annotation, cellular component: plasma membrane; axon. The coding region runs from base 360 to 4031 and encodes 1223 amino acids.